Molecule: messenger RNA, 1006 nt
Organism: Malaya genurostris
Lineage: Eukaryota; Metazoa; Arthropoda; Insecta; Diptera; Culicidae
Product: small ribosomal subunit protein uS7
Exons: 4
Coding region: 99-764 (221 amino acids)
Biological process (GO): ribosomal small subunit assembly; translation
Cellular component (GO): cytosolic small ribosomal subunit; ribosome
Molecular function (GO): rRNA binding; mRNA binding; structural constituent of ribosome
Source: RefSeq, a predicted model, not a curated record
UGCUGCCAACUUGAACAUGCUGUGUUGAAUAAAUGACAUUUCCUCUUUCCGGCUAACGCCAUUGUCAAACACGGUUGUGUGAAACGUAAAUAACACUCAUGUCGGAGGUCGAAGCAUUUGAAAGUUUUGAGGGCGACAAUGUCCAGCCUCAAGUUUUCGAUCAGGCUCCAAUCGUACAGCCAGCAGAGCUUCCGGACAUAAAGCUGUUCGGUCGCUGGAGUAGCGAUGACAUCCAUAUUUCGGACAUUUCCGUUUCGGAUUAUAUUGCAGUUAAGGAGAAGCACGCUAAAUAUCUUCCCCAUUCGGCCGGUCGAUACGCAGCGAAACGUUUCCGCAAGGCCCAGUGUCCCAUCGUUGAGCGUUUAACCAAUUCGCUGAUGAUGAAGGGACGUAAUAACGGAAAAAAAUUGAAAGCUGUUCGAAUCGUUCGCCAUGCGUUCGAAAUUAUGCAUCUGCUAACUGGGGAGAACCCGCUACAGAUUGUGGUCCAGGCCAUUAUCAAUUCGGGACCACGCGAGGACUCUACUCGUAUUGGUCGUGCCGGUACCGUGCGUCGGCAGGCCGUUGAUGUUUCGCCUUUGCGUCGCGUUAAUCAGGCUAUCUGGCUAUUAUGCACAGGUGCUCGGGAGGCUGCAUUCCGUAACAUCAAAACCAUCGCCGAAUGUUUGGCGGAUGAAUUGAUCAACGCUGCAAAGGGUUCCUCUAAUUCGUAUGCUAUCAAGAAGAAGGAUGAAUUGGAGCGUGUUGCCAAAUCGAAUCGAUAAUCAGUUUCGUCAUGGUGGUGGGAGACAACCGGGCGAUACCGUUUCAUCCAUCCAACGACAGCAUUUUGUCAAAGUAUCGCUCGUAUUGGGACUGGUUUCUAUCUCCCCCAUAAUUCGGCACGUUCCACAACGUGUGUUAUCUUGGGCGCAAUUGCGAUUCCAUCAAAAACAUAAUAUUCACCACUAUGAUUCUGUUGCGCUUUAGAAUGUGAAUAAAAGAAGUGAAAAAACGGGAAAAUUGA